AUGAAGUUUCAUAUUUCAUUCUUUCUUAUAUUAUAUAUUGUAUUUUUUAAAAAUACAAUAAAAUGUGAAAACACUAGAGAUGUAAAUGCAGAAUCGUUAAGUGUUCAGAGUCCAGAUGCAAAAUUACAAGGUCAAAAUGAACAACAAGAAUCACCAAUAGAUACUCCAGAACAACCAAAGCAAUUGUCAGGAUCAUCUUCAGGAGGGGACACGAACGAACAACAGCAAGAACGAACAGAAUCACAAGAUGUAGGAAAAGCAUCAGGAGCAGGAGCACCUCCAUCAAUAUCAGAUCAAACACGAGCACAAGGACAAACACCAGCCCCAGGACAAACAUCAGCACCAGUUCAAUCAGUAGCAACAGGUGAAGCAUUAGGAGCAGGAGCAGGAACAGAAACAUCAGUAGGAAGUGGAGUAUCAGCCACAGUACAAGUACCAGGAACAGAUGGAGCAUCAGAACAAACCGUCUUACCACCAUCCCAAGAAUCAUCAUCUCCAAAUGGGAUAGGUGAAUCCCAAGAACAAGCUUCUUCGGGUCAAGGUGCAAUUCCAAAAUCUUCUGAUCCACAAAAGCCAGACACUGAGCAAAAAUCACCUGCUCAGAAAGAUUCCUCCAAGCCUGUUCUUCCCCCAGCUCAUUCAUUCUCAAACUUAAACAAAUCCACAAUCCCUCAAACAAUUCCUGUAAAAUCUUAUUUUUUAAAACAUUAUAAGGGUGUAAAAGUUACUGGUUCAUGUGGUGUACAGUUUCAAUUAGUUAUUGUACCCCACUUGUUUAUCAAUGUUGAAACAAAAGAAAAUAAUAUUCAAUUAGAACCUCAAUUUAUGAAAUUAAGUGAAAGAAUAGAUUUUGAAAAGGAUAAAUCUAAUUUAAAGAAUAAGUGUGAUGCUAACAAAACACAGACAUUUAAAUUUAUAUUGUAUCUUCAAGAUGAUAUGAUAACUAUUAAAUGGAAGGUAGACGAAGAUAAACCUGCCACCCCUACUAUUACAACUCCAGGUAAAGUAGAUUUAAACGUUGAUGUCAAAAGAUACAAACUACCAAAAUUAGAUCAACCAGUUACAUCUAUUCAAAUACAUUCUCUUGCAAAGGAUGGAGAAAAAUAUUUAAUGGAAAGUAAAGAUUACGACUUAGGAGAUAAAGUACCAGAAAAAUGUGAGGCUAUCGCUAAUGAUUGUUUCUUAAGCGGAAAUGUUGAUAUUGAAAAAUGUUUCCAAUGUACAUUAUUAGUUAAGAAUUCUGAUAAAAACGAUGAAUGUCUUAAAUACGUAUCUAAAAAUAUAAAAGACAGAUUCGAAGAAAUUAAAACAAAGGGAGAGGACGAUGAAGAUUCUGAUGAAUAUGAAUUUAUAGCAUCUGCAAAUUAUAUAUUAAAAAAUAUGUACAAAAAAAAUGAUACAAAUGAAAAAAAAGAAUUAUUAGAUUUCAAAGAAGUAGAUAAUGAUUUGAAAGUAGAAUUAUUAAAUUACUGUAAUUUAUUAAAGGAUAAUGAUGUAAAUGGUAUAUUGACAAAUGAAGAAUUGGGAAAUGAAGAAGAUAUAUUUAAUAACUUAACAAAAUUAUUAGAGGAACAUAAAGAAGAAAACGAUAAUGUUCUUUAUAAUAAAAUGAAGAAUGAAGCAUUGUGUUUAAAAAAUGUAAAUGAUUGGAUGAAAAAUAAAACUGGAUUAGUAUUACCACAAUUAAAAUAUUCUUUAAAUAAUGUUAAUGAGAAUAACGAAAAUUAUAUUAAGGAAACUGUUUUUGAAGAAGAUGAAAAUGGAAUUGUUGAUUUAACAAAAUUUACAGUAGAUACAAAUUAUUCAUCCUAUAAUCAUGCAGAUAGUUUAUAUUGUAAUCAAGAUUAUUGCAAUAGAUUAAAAGAUCAUAAUAAUUGUGUAUCCAAAAUAAAUGUAGAAGAUCAAAAGAAUUGUGCCUUAUCAUGGGCUUUUGCAUCUAAAUAUCAUUUAGAAACUAUUAAAUGUAUGAAAGGAUACGAACCUGUAAAUACAUCUGCUUUAUAUGUUGCAAACUGUGGUAAAAAUGAAAAUAAAGAUGUAUGCACUGAAGGAUCGAAUCCAUUAGUAUUCUUACAAACUGUUGAAGAAAAGGGAUUCUUACCAACCGAAUCGAAUUAUCCAUAUGAUGAAUCUAAAGUUGGAGAUGCUUGUCCAGAAGUACAAACUGAAUGGGAUAAUGCAUUUGAAAAUACAAAAGUAUUAGAUUAUAACAAUGAACCAUUUUCUUUAGGCACCAAAGGAUAUACUGCAUAUGAAAGUGAACAUUUUAAGGAUAAUAUGGAUACAUUUGUUAAGUUAAUAAAAGACGAAAUAAAGAAUAAAGGUUCAGUUAUUGCUUAUGUAAAAGCUGAAAAUGUUUUAGGAUAUGAAUUAAACGGAAAGAAGGUUCAAAAUUUAUGUGGUGAUAAAACACCUGAUCACGCAGUUAAUAUUGUUGGUUAUGGUAAUUAUAUAAAUGAUGAAGAUGAGAAAAAAUCUUAUUGGCUUGUAAGAAAUAGUUGGGGUAAAUAUUGGGGAGAUGAUGGUUACUUUAAAGUUGAUAUGUAUGGACCAUCAAAUUGUGAAAAUAAUUUCAUUCACAGUGUAGUAGUAUUUAAUGUUGAUGUACCUGUAAAUGAAAAUUUCGAUAAAAAAGAAAACGAUAAAUUUAAGUAUUAUUUGAAGAACUCUCCAGAUUUUUACCACAACAUUUAUUAUAAAAAUUAUAAUUUAGAAAAACAUGUAUCACCAAUGAAUACAUGGGGUAAGGGAUUACAUAAUAAAUUAAAUAAUGAUAAUUUGGUUUUUGGACAAGAAAGCGCAGUUACUGUUGAAGAAGGACAAUUAGGUACAGAUUCAGCAAGAAGUCUACGUGGGGAAGCAAGUGAAAGUUUAGAGACAGCUAAAGGUCAGGGUUCCAGUACAAGUGGAGCUGGAGGUUCAAGUGAAAGUUCACAUGUAGAUACAGUUGUGAAUUCAGUUGUAAGUACAGAUGGAAGUUUAAGUAGAAGUACAGGUGAAGACCAAAAUGGAAAUGCAGAUGGAAGACUAAAUGGAAGUGAAGGUGGAAGACCAAAUGAAAGUGCAGGUGAAAAUUCAAGUGGACAAUCUGUAACACAAGAAAAAUCUCAAGUCGGGGAUGUAUCAUUACCAGCAUCAUCUCAAGAAGGAAUAAACACAUCACCUUCUCCGAAUGUAGAUAAAAAUACUCCAGGAAGUUUACCAAAUCCAACAGCUGCACAUUCACAACCUCCCGUAGAACAAAAUGAUAACGAAAGAGGUACAAAUGCUCCAGGAAGUACACAAACUACACCAGUUGUACCCACUCAGACUGCAGACAAUAGUAAAAAAGCUCAAAUAUUCCAUGUUUUAAAACAUAUUAAAGAUAGCAAAAUAAAGAUGGGCUUAGUUAAAUAUGAGAAUUCUGACAAUAUUGGUGCUGAUCACGUAUGUUCUAGAACUACUGCUGUAAAUCCAGAAAAACAAGAAGAAUGUGUGAAAUUUUGUGAUGAUAAUUGGGACAACUGUAAAAAUAAGCCUUCCCCAGGAUAUUGUUUAACUCAAUUAAAAAAAACAAAUGAAUGCUUCUUCUGUUAUGUAUAA
Plasmodium adleri (nom. inval.) is the source of this 3582-nucleotide messenger RNA. RefSeq names its product serine repeat antigen 2, putative. Bases 1 to 3582 code for a protein of 1193 amino acids. The record is from RefSeq and is a predicted model, not a curated record. Gene Ontology annotation, molecular function: cysteine-type endopeptidase activity. Gene Ontology annotation, cellular component: lysosome. Lineage: Eukaryota; Apicomplexa; Aconoidasida; Haemosporida; Plasmodiidae. The transcript has 4 exons.